CAAAUCACUUUAGCUGGCAACCCUACAACGCAUAUGUUUUUUAAAAUACACGUGCAGGAGCAUUUAUUUUAAUUAAUGCUAUUUAUUUAAUAUUUUGAUAAAUAAAAAGAUGCCGGCAGCCGUGGCCUCAGGUGUGCAAUUGGGUGGACCACCCAAAAACAAGAAAAUCGUUUUCGACGACUCGGGAGAGGCCAUAGCCAAAGCAAAUAAAAAGGACGCCUCCCCCAAGGAGCAGGCGAAAAAGCCCACAAAAAUCCAGUUUGGAGAAGAUGGUGAAGCUGUAUCGAAGAAACCAUUCAACAAAAGUCACCAGAAUGGCCAAAAGCCUCAAAAGAUAAAGUUCGGAGAUGAUGGUGAAGCUAUAGCCCAGAAACCUUUCAACAAAAGUCACCAGAAAUUCAAUGGCCAAAAGCCAGGAUUUGAAAAGAAGCCCCAGAAGAUCAAGUUCAACGAUGACGGUGCCCCUCAGAAGCAAUUCAACAAAAACCAGCAACAAAAUGACCGAAAACCUUUCAACAAAAAUGGAGCCAAACCCGAGCAGGCCAAGAAACCGCAGAAAAUAAAGUUUGGCGAUGACGAUGAAGCCACAGAGAAGUCCAAGAAACCGCAGCGCAUUAAGUUUGAUGAGGAUGGAGCUGGGAAAAACGUGUCCGAUAGCGAAGGCGAUAGCGAUGUAGAGCUGGGAGCUGUCCUCAAAAAGCACAACAAGUACCACUCCAAGGCGGACGAGGACGAGGCGUCCCAAAAGAAGUGGUACAAUGUGUAUCCCGAUUAUCCCUCAACCGAUGAAGUGCUGGACAUGAAGGAGAACGAGCAGCUGGAGCUGUUUAAUCUCUGCAAGAGUUCCUUCGAGGCGGAGAAGAACACAUUUAAUAAACGAAACCCCACCGAUGCUCGCUGGUUGCAGACCGCUCUUCACAAAGGUACGGCCAAGGAUCGGGCAAAUGCCGGAGCCCUGCUGGUCACGAGUAAUCCUCUGGGCAAUUUGGAAGCCCUCACAACUCUGAUUGGAUUCUGCAAGCUCUCCAACAAGGUCAGCAACGAUGUGAUUGCAGUGCUGACGGAUCUGUGGCAGGAGGUGCUGCUGCCACCCAACAGAAAACUUCUGGCCAUCCACACUCGCGGUGCCGAUUGGAAGAAGCUAAAGAAGGACGAUACUCUGCACAAGGAGCAGCAGCGACGCAUCUACGCUUACUGGUAUUUUGAGAGCGAGUUGAAGGAUCAGUACCACGAGUUCCUGAAGAAUGUGAUGCAGGGACUGCAGACGGGACAGGAGCACAACAAGAACUCGUCGAUUGUGGCUGCCGCUAGACUGCUCUCGUUUGCUCCAGAAAAGGAACAGAUGCUGCUGACGAUGCUGGUCAACAAACUGGGUGAUCCCGUGCCGAAAGUCGCCUCCAAGGCCCUUCACCAUCUCAGUGAAGUGGCCCAGAGGCAUCCGAAUAUGUGCGGUGUGAUUGUGGCGGAAGCCGAGAAACUUCUCUUCAGGAACAACAUCUCGGAAAGAGCCCAACAUUUCGCACUGUGCUUCCUCUCCAGCAUCGCCCCUUCCGGCCGGCCGGAGGUCUGCACCAAGCUGGUCAACAUAUGCUUCGCUCUGUUCAAGGUCCUGGUCCAAAAGGGAGCUGUCAACAAUCGCACCAUGCAGGCCAUCCUGAGAUGUCUGCAGAAAGCCAUUGUGGAAGCUCAGCCGGCGAAGGAUAGCAAUGGGGAGCUGCUCAACAAGGAGAUGCAGGACACCAUCUACCGGCUGGUCCACUUGGCGGACAUCCGAGUCAGCAUUCAGACCCUGGGUCUGCUCCUGCAACUGAUCACGGUGAAAACGGAGAAGUCGGAUCGUUUCUACAACGCCUUGUACGUGAAGCUGUUGGAUCUGGACCUCGUCAAUGUGGGCAGCAAAACGGCGGCCCACCUGUUGCACAUCGUCCACCGCGCCAUCCACAUAGACAACCAUGUGGCCAGGGCUCAGGCGUUUAUCAAGCGCCUCCUGCAGAUCACCCUCUAUGCUCCUCCCCACAUCGCAGCCGGUUGCCUGAUCGUUCUCCACAAACUGCUGCGCAUGCGCCGGGAGCUAAUAGGAGGCAGUGGGGCAUCCGAGGAGGUGGCGGCUGGUGCUAAGGUUAUUCUUCCAGCAGAUGUUGAUCUUGACAAGUUUGGCAGCGACGAUGAAGAAGUCUACAAGGAUGUCAAGGAGGAGAAGGAAGCGGAGGAGGACAAAUCCAAACCGAAGGAGGACAAGGAUGAGAAGAGCCAGGGAUCCUCGUGGCAUCAUGCCAGUGUCGCUGCCACAGAGUCGAAGGUGCGAGAAAUCGAUUCCUGCAAGUAUGAUCCGUAUCAUCGGGUUCCUGCUUUUGCGGGAGCUGGCUAUGCUCUCCGGAAUGAGCUCUUGUUGCUGCGAAACCACUACCAUCCCACUGUCCAGGUCUUUGCAGAGCAGAUCCUGCAGCAGGCCCGCAUCGAUUACUAUGGUGAUCCGUUGAGGGAUUUCGGAUUGCCACACUUCCUGGAGCGAUUCGCGUUCAAGAAUCCCAAAAAGCUGGACAAUUCCCAGGCGGCGGAAAGUGCCACAGUGGCCCACAAGCGCUACAUUGCCCAAGGAGGUCGUGGAAAGCCUGUAAAGUCGCUCACGAAGGCCAACUGCACCGAGGACGAGAUGUUCAUCUUCAACUUCCUGGAGCACAAACGGCGGCAGGCAGAGAUCGUGGCCCAAAGCAAGAAGGAGAAGGGCGUGAAGAAGGAGGAUCCCGACGGGGAUGAAGACGCCGAAGGUGACGGAGAGUACCUCAAGGAAGGAGAGGUGGACGACGACGAAUUCGAAGCCUAUCUGGAUGGCUACUUUGGCAAGAAGUUCAAGGAUGGCGGCGAUGCCGAAGAAGAAGAUGACGAGCUCAACUUCCUCGAGGAGCUGGGCGGAGAGAUGCAGGCAGACAAAUCCAAGAAGGACAAGAAAAAGAAGAAGUCGGCCGACAAAGAAGAGGACGACAUGGAGGACAUUGACGAUGACUGGGGCGACGAUGACCUGGGAGAGGAAGACGAUGAUGAUGAGAUGGCCGGUCCUGGCGAGGAUCAUUCAGAUGACGAAACAGGAUCUAUAGAUCUAGAGCCAAUGGAGGAUGAUGAUGAUGAUGACGAGGGUUCUAUUUCCGAUGGAGACACCAGCGACAUGCCGGAGAGUCCCGAUGAAGAUGAAGACGACGAUGAUUUGGAUGCUCCACCCAAAUCCAAGCGAUCUCGCAAGGAUUCAGGAAGCAUGGUGGAUGGACGAAGCUUUGCCAAGACCCUCAAACAGAGUCAUGACAUGUCUUCGCUGUUUGCUGCCGCCGAUGACUUCUCCUCGAUGCUGGAGGAGAGCUCCAAGGUCAAGGGCCAGGGCACGAGUAAUGCCGUUUUCAACAAGGACAAGUCCUCCGCCAAGCAACUGAAGUGGGAGGAGAACCGUAGAUCGAAUACGAAGACCUACACGGGCAAGAAGUUCUCCGGAAAGUCCAAAGCCGGCAAAGGCGGAAAGCCACAGAAGGGUGGCAAGAAGCGGAAACACUAGCAUCCCGGCUAGUAGAUGGAUAGGAUAGUUAAGGAUGUAAUAAUUUUAAAGGAAAACAAUGAGAUGAUAAUUUGAAAUGCUUUAUUUUAACUGCA
Drosophila bipectinata is the source of this 3636-nucleotide messenger RNA. It is a transcript of the gene Noc1, whose product is annotated as Nucleolar complex protein 1. Gene Ontology annotation, cellular component: nucleus. Lineage: Eukaryota; Metazoa; Arthropoda; Insecta; Diptera; Drosophilidae. The record is from RefSeq and is a predicted model, not a curated record.